AUGAACGCUGGCCGCAAAUACCUUAAUACUGAUGAUUUAGCUGGAAAAGUUUUUGUGACGGCCGGCCUUGGCGGAAUGUCGGGCGCGCAAGCGAAAGCGGCGAAAAUUGCUGGAUGUGUUGGAGUGAUUGCUGAGAUUAGCGAAAAAGCGCUGAAGAAGCGACACGACCAAGGGUGGCUUGAGAUCUACAGCACGAAUCUUGAUGAAAUCGUUGGCUUAAUUAAAGAGGCGAGAAGCGAGAGAAAAGCGAUUUCAAUCGGAUAUCUCGGGAAUGUUGUCGAUUUAUGGGAAAAGUUAGCUUUGGAAGAGGAAAAUCUCGUGGAACUUGGCUCGGAUCAAACAUCUUGUCACAAUCCUUUUCUUGGAGGAUAUUACCCAGUUGGGAUCACUUUUGAUGAAGCCAAUCAAAUGAUGACCAAUAAACCAAAUGAAUUUAAGGAGCUGGUCAGGGAGAGUCUCCGCCGUCAAAUCGCGGCCAUUGAUAAGCUGGCCAAACGGGGAAUGUACUUUUGGGACUACGGGAACGCGUUUCUUGUCGAAUGUCAGAGAGCCGGAGUCGAGAUGUUGAAAGAAAAUGCGAAAGAUGACAAAGAUUUUCGCUAUCCAAGCUAUUUUCAGGAUAUUAUGGGUGACAUUUUCUCGAUGGGUUUCGGUCCAUUCCGAUGGGUUUGCACAUCGGGAACUCCUGAGGAUUUAAAAGAAUCUGAUAAAAUCGCUUGUCAAGUGAUCAACAAAUUGCUGAAAGGAGACAUGCCUGAAUGGGUAAAGCAACAGUAUGUUGACAAUCGGAAAUGGAUUGUCGAAGCGGAUGAGCACAAAUUGGUGGUGGGAACACAGGCUCGCAUCUUGUACUCGGAUCAAGCCGGCCGUACCGCGAUCGCUCUCGCUUUCAAUGAAGCUGUCAGAAACAAGAGAAUUACGGCCCCAAUCGUGAUUUCGAGAGAUCACCAUGAUGUAUCGGGUACCGAUUCUCCGUUCAGAGAAACCGCAAACAUCACUGAUGGAAGCGCUUUCACUGCUGAUAUGGCCGUGCAAAAUGCGAUUGGGGACGCGAUGAGAGGAGCCACGUGGAUCUCUCUGCACAAUGGAGGCGGUGUCGGAUGGGGCGAUGUGAUAAAUGGUGGAUUCGGAAUGGUGCUAGAUGGAGAUCUGGAAACGGAUCGUCGUGCUCGUUCGAUGCUCUCAUGGGAUGUAUCAAAUGGAGUGGCAAGGAGGAGUUGGUCAGGGAAUGAUAAAGCAAAAGAAGCCAUUAUCAGAACUCAAAAGACCGUCUCCGGGCUUGAGGUGACUGUCCCGUAUCAAGUUGAUCAAGAACUUCUUCAAAACUUUUUUAAC
Messenger RNA from Mesorhabditis belari, 1335 nucleotides. NCBI's taxonomy places the organism in Eukaryota, Metazoa, Nematoda, Chromadorea, Rhabditida, Rhabditidae. The record is from the annotation of a GenBank genome assembly.